Spizellomyces punctatus DAOM BR117 is the source of this 2674-nucleotide messenger RNA. RefSeq lists its product as uncharacterized. The coding region runs from base 205 to 2310 and encodes 701 amino acids. Gene Ontology annotation, molecular function: flavin adenine dinucleotide binding; oxidoreductase activity, acting on CH-OH group of donors. The transcript has 5 exons. The record is from RefSeq and is a predicted model, not a curated record. Lineage: Eukaryota; Fungi; Chytridiomycota; Chytridiomycetes; Spizellomycetales; Spizellomycetaceae.
GGUAACAUUGUUUGCAACGAAUGUUUUAUCAACAGAUGCACUGGUCUGUUUGUGGGUGGACGGCGUGAGCAUUCUGUUUCUGGUACGCAAGCUAUCUACCAAUGAAGCGCAUAAAAGAACGAGGGACCAAAAUAUCCCCAGGAAUCGAACAGGCCCCCUCUUCGUCUUCAGAUAUCAGGGAUUGAAUACCACUAUAACUCAAAAAUGAAGACAUUGACUUUCGGAGCUGUUGCAGCCUUGGCUUUGGGUCUAGCUACGACCAGCACGGCUGCUGUUUCAAAGCCCAACUUAGCUGCCCGCGCGUCCACACCCGCAUGCAGUUCCUAUUCUCCUGCUGGAUAUCCCGCUUUAAAAUGCAGUGGGGAUGGUGUGGCCAAGGACGCAAACUUUGAUUAUAUCGUUGUCGGCAGUGGGGCCGGAGGUGGACCUCUAGCCGUUCGUCUCGCUCGCGCAGGUUUCGCCGUUCUUCUCAUUGAAGCUGGUUCCGAUUAUGAAUCCAACAAUACCACUAUUCCGGCUUUCCACGCUCGAUCAAAUGAAGAUCCCAACAUUGCUUGGGACUAUUCCAUCUCCCAGGGUCUUCCGAAGCGUGAUAAAGUUUGGUAUCCCCGAGUCAGUUCUUUGGGAGGGUGCACAGUACACAAUGCCAUGAUUCACAUGUACCCGCACCCGUCUGAUUGGAACUCAAUCGCCAAAACUUUCAAUGAUUCUUCGUUCCGCGACGAGAAUAUGCGCCCAUUGUUCCAACGUCUCGAGACCAGCAACUCAUUCUGCAGCGACGAUGGCAGUGCUGACAACGGUCAUGGAUACAAUGGAUGGUUGCAAACCCAGCUUCCAGACAUGUCUCUACUCUACAACCCUCCAGACCCGCAGCUCGUUAGUCUGUUCACUGACCUGGUUAGUACCGUUCCCGGUACCCCUGGAGGCGACGUCAAUGCACCAGGCGGAACAAGUGCCGAAGGAUGGCACCUGGUGCCGACAGCUGUGACUCCCCGUAGGGAGAGAAGCUCCGUCUAUCAACUCAUUCAAGAUGAGCUCGAACGAGAAGCAUCGCUCGAUCCUAUUUGUAAACUCAGCGGAGAUGACCAGAAGACAAACAAACAGCCAUUCAUUCGCCCUCUCACCAUCUGGACAAACACUCUGGUCACAUCCCUUGACAUCGAUGGUACCAAUGUCCGAGGUGUCAAGUACACUCAAGGUCGAGCCCUCUACCGUGCGUCUCCUCUUGCUAGCAAUAUAAAGCCAUUACCGCUUAGUACUGUUCGCGCAAAGCGUGAAGUUAUCCUCUCCGCUGGUACUUUCAACACCCCGCAGAUUCUUCAGCUAUCGGGUAUUGGCGAUAUGAACGACCUACAAAAAUACAAGAGCAAGGAGGGUGGUCCAGGUGCUGAAAAAUUCCAACCUCGCCUUCACCUUCCCGGUGUAGGUAAGAACCUUCAAGAUCGGUACGAGAUUUCCGUAAACGUUGCCAUGAAGCAGGACUGGGAGCUACUCAAGAAUUGUAAAUUCACCGCGGAUCCGAACGAUCCAUGUUUCACUGCUUACAAGCGAGGUUUGACCUCGACGUGCGCUGCCAAAAAGUGGGAAAGCAGCAUUUACGGUACAAACGGAGUUUUCCUCGGAAUAACCCAACGCUCCGUACCAACCGUUCCCGAUCCUGACCUUUACAUCUUUGGUGGACCGCUCAACUUCCACGGCUACAUCAAAGGUUACCCUCAGGAAAUUGCGGAUAGCAAAAACGUGUUCUCGUUCCUCAUUCUAAAAGCACACACCAACAACACUUUGGGUACUGUCACGAUCACCUCCACUGAUUACCGCGACACCCCUGCGAUCGACUUCAAGUAUUACGCGGAUGGAGACACAGACCUUUUGACCGUUGCAGGUGCAGUUAAACAGGUUCGAAACCUUAUUACUCACGGUCAGUACGUCGACCACGAGAUCUUCCCAGGCGCCAACGUUAAAACCGACGCUGAUAUUGUUAACUACAUCAAACAAAACUCUUGGGGCCACCACGCCUGCGGAACAGCCAAAAUGGGAAAAGCCUCAGAUCCCACUGCUGUUGUCGACAAUAACUUCAAGGUCCACGGUGUGAACGGUCUUCGUAUUGUUGAUGCCUCUGUUUGGCCAAAGAUUCCCGGUUUCUUUAUCGCGACUCCUACGUAUAUGAUGAGCGAGAAGGCGGCGGAUAUCAUCAAGCAGAGCGCUGCUACUGGAGUUUGCCCCAGAGCGGCUAAAAAUGACCCUCCGUCUACUGGAGGCUGGGUCAGCUCAGCGGACACUUGGAGCGGCUGGGGCAGCUGGGGUAACUAAGACACAGUGAUGGACUCUACGGAUCUCAAUACCAUCCACCGUGGUGUGAAACUAGGUCCAUUUGGUUGCUUUGAAUCUAUUGCCAGGCCCCUUAAAAGGAGGUCUGAACUAUUACAUCUAUAGACAUCAGGAAACCACAUUAGAAAAAACAUACAAAAAAGAAGAGGGGUAGGGAAAUGCACAAUAUGGUGCUCUCCUUGGUUGCGCUGAAUCUAUUCGGUAACGUAUUGGGAGCAUAUCCGCGCUAUUAUAUCCAUUAUAUCGUAAAACCUUUUAAAAUCGAAAGUGCGGAGAGAGAGUAGAAAGUCUAUUAUGUUGGGAACGCAGGGUAAAGCAACAUAAAAAAAUACAGAAUACUGUUUAC